CCCGCGGGUGGUGGCGGGACGCAGCCGAGCCGUCGCGGGUGCUGGGGAGCCCGGGACGAGACGCAACCAAAGCGCGGGUCCGUGUCUCUGCUUGUUUUGAACAGCCUCGCCGACGGGUCUGCGCGAGACGACGCGGACGACCUUGCGCUGUCGGAAGCUGCCAGCGAGAGCCAUCCAGCGCCGAGCAUGGAGGACGCGGGGGAUGCGCCGGAACGGGAUCCUGGGAUAGCGGCGAGCGACACACCGCCGCCAGCCGCGGAGAGCACAGCGGCGUUACGAGACGAAGCUGCGAGCAGAGCCGCAGGAUACGCCGGCCAUGCUCCCGCGGAGACUCGGGCCGGCUCUUCAAGUGAAGAGAUGUAUCUGUCCGACUCAGAGGGCUCGGACAGCGCAGCAGGGGAGGAGAGAGCCCCGCUCCCUGGAAAGUGCCCUCAGGCCGCUCCUCUGCACGCAGCUGGCGGCCACGAGGAACAGGAGCUCGGCACCGAUAGCUGCCCGGCAGGUGAACUGGCAGCCCUGCUCUUGCCAAAAGCCCAAGGGGAUGAGGCUUCGGAGCUGGGUAGCAAACCCUUGGAGGUGGCUCCCGGCGGUGAGAACGGGGUUGAAAACGGCGGCGCGGCACAGGACUCGGACCAGGAGGCCUCAUCCCAGAAGCCCUCCCAGAACAUUGCAGUGCAGACCGACUUCAAGACGGCCGACCUGGAGGUGAACACAGACCAGGAUAUUGAAAAGAACUUGGACAAAAUGAUGUCAGAGAGGGCUUUGCUGAAGGAGCGCUACCAGGAAGUGUUGGACAAGCAGAGGCAAGUGGAGAAUCAGCUCCAGGUGCAGCUCAAGCAGCUCCAGCAACGAAGAGAAGAAGAGAUGAAGAAUCACCAGGAGAUCCUGAAGGCCAUUCAGGACGUGACAAUUAAACGAGAAGAGACCAAGAAGAAGAUGGAGAAGGAGAAGAAAGAAUUCUUGCAGAAGGAGCAGGACCUGAAAGCAGAGAUCGAGAAGCUCUCUGAGAAGGGCAGAAGGUUACUGAAGGAGCAGGAGGAGAAGGAGAAUAAGAUUGCUUCUCUGAUCGCCGAGCAGUCUGAUGAAAAGCAGGUCUGGGAGGAGGAGCUGGAUAAGCUGAAGAACCAGCACAAUGACAUUAACAGGAACAUCCUGGAGGAGACAGAGCGGGCUUGGAAAGCGGAGAUCUUGUCCCUGGAGAGCCGGAAGGAAUUGCUUGUGCUGAAGCUGGAAGAAGCGGAAAAGGAGGCAGAGCUACAUCUGACAUACCUCAAAUCUGCGCCCCCAACACUGGAGACCAUCCGGCCUAAGCAGGAAUGGGAGAUGAGGCUGAAAAGGAUACGGAUGACCAAGGAAAACGUGCGGGACCAGUUCAACGAUCACAUCCAGUUGGUGAGGAACGGCACAAAGCUGAGCAGCCUGCCGCAGAUCCCCACCCCCACGCUGCCGCCGCCCCCCUCGGAAACAGAUUUCUUGAUGCCGCCAUUCCAGCACAACCCGUCGCUCACUCCUCGGCUCCCGUUCCCCAUCGGGCCAGUCCCAGUGCCCAUGGUCAUGCCCAGUGCAGAUCCUCGCGCGCUCUCUUUCCCGCUACUCAAUCCUGCAAACUCCAGGUCCAAUCAGCCCUCGCCACCGCUGCCAACCUCCCAGGGGAGGAACAGCCCAGUGGUGGCUUCGCUUAUUGGUACCCAUGGCUCUCACAUGACGCCCGCUGCUUCCAUCCCGCCGCCGCCAGGUCUGGGCGGUGUCAAGGUCGCUCCCGAGUUUCACAGGCCGCAGCCCGCCGACAAGCUAGAGAAGCUCUUGGAGAAGCUCCUGGCUCGGUUUCCGCAGUGUAACAAGGCCCAGCUGACCAACAUCCUGCAGCAGAUCAAGACCGCACGGACGACCAUGGCAGGGCUCACCAUGGAGGAGCUGAACCGGCUGGUGGCCGCAAAGCUGGCAGAGCAGCAGGAGAGGGCGGCAGCGGGGGCUCAGCCACUUGGCCGGAUCAGGACCCCCAUGUUUCCAGCUCCGCUGCCCCAGAUCAGCAGCCCCAUGUUCCUGCCGUCAGCCCAAGUGACCUACCCGGGGACACCGUCGCAUGUCCCCGCUGUCUGCAAGCUGUGUCUGAUGUGCCAGAAGCUCGUGCAGCCCAGCGAGCUCCACCCGAUGGCCUGUUCUCACGUGCUGCACAAGGAGUGCAUCAAAUUCUGGGCACAAACCAACACAAACGACACUUGCCCCUUCUGUCCAAGUCUCAAAUGAUGGCCAGCUAAGCACAGAUCCCUGCUAGAGGCGGCGCUGGGACUGCGCAGGACCGGUUUGAAGGUUUCUACAGCUCUAUAUUUAUAUGACCAUGUAUACACAUGUACAUUUUUAUUAUAUAGGCAAUGUGUGUAUAGAAAGUCUGUAUACAUAC
Alligator sinensis (Chinese alligator) is the source of this 2401-nucleotide messenger RNA. RefSeq names its product ring finger protein 214 (gene RNF214). Gene Ontology annotation, molecular function: ubiquitin-protein transferase activity. The annotation marks the transcript as partial. The record is from RefSeq and is a predicted model, not a curated record. Lineage: Eukaryota; Metazoa; Chordata; Crocodylia; Alligatoridae. The transcript is spliced from 14 exons.